AUGGAAAGGUGGUUUGUGGUUCUUGGCUGGUUUCUCUCCAUUCUGACGAUUAUUGGAAAUGGAUUUAAUAUAUUCCUUGUGUGCAACAAACGACAACUUCGCACCAAAACCAACGCGUUUGUGGUUUCACUCGCAGUUGCAGAUCUCUGUGUUGGGAUAUGUGUGUUUCCUUUGCUGUUUUUGUACGAGACGACAAGAGAUGGCAGCUAUUCGCAAGAUUUAAAAAGGGCUCAAUUGCUAGUGCGCUGGUUUCUUCAAGAUGCCUCUGUGAUGUGCCUGUGCAGUUUAGUAUUGGAGCGGUAUAUUGCCAUCGUGAUGCCUUACAAAUAUGGGACUUUUAUGACCCAUCGGCGCGUCAUACAAAUGAUUGCGCUCCCUUGGACGAUAACAGUUAUUUUCAUUUCGCUUGCAUCUUCACCCUGGAUUGGUUUAAAUUCAUUUAACUGGAAAAUUUUCAUGUGGUUUGUCUUUAUUUUCUUUAAGUUUUUGCCAUGUUGCAUGGUUAUCGUUUGCUUGGUUUCCAUGUUGCGUGUUGUAUAUAAACACAAGCGACAAUUUCAUAUUUUAA
Messenger RNA from Porites lobata, 568 nucleotides. Lineage: Eukaryota; Metazoa; Cnidaria; Anthozoa; Scleractinia; Poritidae. The record is from the annotation of a GenBank genome assembly.